ACACUUUACAUUGUCUGUUUCUCAUCGGCAGCCUUUCCUAUUGCCUAUUGCCUAUAGAUCUGAUAAUCACAAACCAGAGGUCUCAGGCCAAAACAAUUCAAGCAGUGCACACACACACAACACAGUAUCCUGUGAUAGAACCACUAUCAGCACCUGACACCUCGAAAACAGGAAAAACGUUUCAGCAGUAACACAGAUGUGUUGGAGUGUUUGGAGGAGGAGCAUGAACACAACUAUAUAACCCCUGUAGACCGAAACCUCAACUUCACUCCGCUGAGAAAGGAGAGGGGACUGCCUCCAUCAUGUCUUACUAUGAGCAUAUCGUCUUUGACUACAAUGACACAGGAUCAGGUUCUGGUUCUGGUGACAUGGGGAGCGAUCUUGAGGAGCCUUGUGAUGUGGCGCACAUAAUGACUGCUGACCUGCAGCAGGUGUUCUUGCCUGUGGUCUUCACGCUCAUCUUCACCCUGGGCAUCACCGGAAACGGCCUGGUCGUCAUAGUGUUGGGCUGCCAACGCAGGUCAAAGUGCAGUCUCACAGACCGGUACCGCCUCCACCUGUCAGCUGCUGAUCUCCUCUUUGUCCUGGCACUACCGUUCUGGGCCGUGGAGGCAGCCCUGUCUGACUGGCGCUUCGGAGCGGCCACCUGCAUCGGUGUGCACGUUAUCUACACCGUCAACCUGUACGGCAGCGUGCUCAUCCUGGCAUUCAUCAGCCUGGACCGCUACCUGGCAGUGGUCCGAGCCACGGACACUAACACCGGUGGGCUGAGGCAGCUGCUGGCACACAGACUGGUUUAUGUGGGUGCCUGGCUGCCUGCUGGCCUCCUGGCAGUGCCUGACUUGAUAUUUGCCCGGACUCAAGAAGGAGGAGAAGGGGCCACUCUGUGCCAGCGAUUCUACCCAGAAGCCAAUGCUCCUCUCUGGGUUGCAGUCUUCCACCUCCAGCUGGUCCUGGUGGGUCUGGUGAUCCCAGGCCUGGUCCUCCUGGUGUGCUAUUGCGUCAUUGUCACCAGACUGACCCGAGGCCCUCUGGGAGGCCAGAGGCAGAAGCGGCGUGCGGUAAGGACCACCAUCGCGUUGGUUCUCUGCUUCUUCGUGUGCUGGCUGCCCUAUGGAGCGGGCAUCUCUGUGGAUGCUCUGCUGCGCCUGGAGAUCCUGCCCCGCAGCUGCAGCCUAGAGAACGUCCUGCGCGUGUGGCUGGCGGUGGCUGAGCCCAUGGCAUUUGCUCACUGCUGCCUGAACCCGCUGCUGUACGCCUUCCUGGGGGCUGGGUUCAAGAGUUCAGCCCGCAGAGCCCUCACACUGAGCCGGGCCUCCAGUUUGAAGAUUCUACCACGAAGACGCCCCGGGGCCUCUACGACCACAGAGUCCGAGUCCUCCAGUUUACAUUCCAGCUAGUGUUUGCUUGUGUUGUAAAAAUGUGUAUAUACUGUGUAUUUCUGUGUGUGUGUGUGUGUGUGUGUAAGGACACUUACAUAAAGUAUCUGAGAAAGUAAGGACACAGUCUGCUGGCCCAUGACUUGUCUCUCCCUCACCGUUGGGUUUCUCUUGUAAAUACUGUUAUUAGAUUUGUUUUCAGUGCUGCUGUACUUGUUGUAAAUGUUUGUAAUAAAAUAUAA
Molecule: messenger RNA, 1621 nt
Organism: Morone saxatilis (striped sea-bass)
Lineage: Eukaryota; Metazoa; Chordata; Actinopteri; Moronidae
Product: C-X-C chemokine receptor type 4-like
Exons: 4
Coding region: 303-1400 (365 amino acids)
Biological process (GO): G protein-coupled receptor signaling pathway; brain development; neurogenesis
Cellular component (GO): membrane
Molecular function (GO): G protein-coupled receptor activity
Source: RefSeq, a predicted model, not a curated record